Messenger RNA from Encephalitozoon romaleae SJ-2008, 726 nucleotides. RefSeq names its product 40S ribosomal protein S5. Bases 1 to 726 code for a protein of 241 amino acids. The transcript has a single exon. Lineage: Eukaryota; Fungi; Microsporidia; Unikaryonidae. Gene Ontology annotation, biological process: ribosomal small subunit assembly; translation. Gene Ontology annotation, cellular component: ribosome; cytosolic small ribosomal subunit. The record is from RefSeq and is a predicted model, not a curated record. Gene Ontology annotation, molecular function: rRNA binding; mRNA binding; structural constituent of ribosome.
AUGAGCAGAUACUUUGUAAAUUCCGGAGUUAUCCGAAAACAGAAGUAUGGAAAACUGCUUUCCAAAUGCACAUCUUAUUGGGUUGGAAGUUUUUGUUGUAAACUCGAAGUCAAAGGUAUCGCCUAUAAAAAUCAUAAAAAAAUUUACCCUCAGAGAAUGUCCGAGAUAAAGCUAUUUGAGAAGUAUAGCUAUGAGGAUGUCAAAGUGGACAACAUAUCAUUAAAGCCUUAUAUAAAUCUAUCUCGGCAUGGAAUAGUUCCGCAUGCGGCCACAACUAUCACCAAGGGGACGACAGGGAAGGCCAGAAUCCCGAUUGCAGAAAGAUUUGUAUGUUCUCUUAUGAGACAUGGAAGAAACAAUGGGAAAAAGAGGCUUGCAAUCAAUAUAUUUGAAGAUGCUUGUUUCAUAAUCCAUUCCAUGACAAAGAAGAAUCCUCUUCAGGUUCUAGUGGAUGCCAUAAUCAACUCUGGGCCUCGAGAAGACACGGCAAGAAUCGGGAGAGCAGGGUCCAUGAGGAGAACAUCUGUAGAUGUUUCUCCCUUGAAGAGAAUAAGUAUAGCAAUAGCUAAUCUUUCCACUGGAAUUAGAAGUGCAUCGUUUAGAAACAGAAUAACCUUAGCAGAGGCGAUUGCCAAUGAAUUAAUGGCUGCCUCCACAGGUUCGCAGAACUCAUAUGCAGUUAACAAAAAGAAGGAGAUUGAGAGAAUAGCCCAGUCUAAUCGUUAA